Lachnellula hyalina is the source of this 699-nucleotide messenger RNA. RefSeq names its product White collar 1 protein. The transcript has 3 exons. Lineage: Eukaryota; Fungi; Ascomycota; Leotiomycetes; Helotiales; Lachnaceae. The record is from RefSeq and is a predicted model, not a curated record. Bases 1 to 699 code for a protein of 232 amino acids. Gene Ontology annotation, cellular component: nucleus.
AUGAACGAGGAAUACUUGCAACAGGCGCAGAGGCUCCAGGAAUUAUGGAAGCAGUCUUCAGCCCAAGGUUUAUGUGCCGUUCCUGGGGCUCCGAAUAAUGCUGUUGAAUCCAAAGCAAGCAGUUCCACCAUCCCGCUUGCUCUUGCACCAGCAAAUGCCGUUAAUCAAAGUGAGGGUCUGGGUGAUCCUCUCAUCUAUCCCGGGGUGUAUGCUCCAAGUGGUUUUGAUAUGAUGGGGAUUUUGAUCCGCGUCCGCCAACGCCCAAACCCCACAAUCGACAUCGGCAGCAUAGACAGCUCCGUCUCCCUCGUUCUCUGCGACCCCGAGAGUCACGACACGCCAAUUGUAUACUGCUCUGAAACCUUCGAGGCCCUGACCGGAUACAACAGCAUCGAUAUCCUCCAACGCAACUGCCGCUUCCUGCAACAGCCUCCACAGGACUGUGCUCUCAAACUAGAGCCAAGGCACCAGCAAGAGAUCCGCAAGACGAAUGACAGCGCGAGGAAGGAACUGAAGGAGAGGUUUGCAAGGAAUGAGGAGGCGCAGGUCAAGCUUGUUAAUUUCACGCGGGAUGGCAGGAUGUUUGUUAAUCUGUUGACGGUUAUACCUAUAUUGUGGGAUGAAGAUGGUGUGGGUGGGAAGAAGAAGAGGUAUUUGGUUGGUUUCAUGGGCGAUACAAAACGUGCUAGUUUUGGAUAG